AUGGCCAAGCAAGAAGGAUCUCCUGGGUCGCAGACCUUGGACGAUUUGGUUAUGGGGACAAACACCAGCAGCAUUACUUCGAAACGCAGUGUUGAGCGUCUGUAUCACUCAAAAGAAACUCCUUUCUUCCGCUACUUUGUUCCGAAGUUUCAAAGGAGGGCCCCCCUAAUCAAUAGAGGAUAUUGGCUGCGUCUCCGGGCGAUUGAUACCAUAGUUCAUAGGUUUCUCACUAAAGAGACAGCAGGGAAGAAGGUCAUCAUCAAUCUUGGCAGUGAUGUCCUCUUCAUCGAUGUGGAUUAUCCUGACCUCAUGAAGAAGAAACGGGCCAUAGUUUUACAAACUCCAGAGCUGCGAAACCUUCUUGGGAAUGACUUCACCCUCGGUGAUGAAGACAAAGACGACCUACUGCUGCGCAGCAACAAGUAUUGCCAGCUUGGCUGCGACCUUCGACAGCUUGAUAAGUUGCGAAUGACUUUGGAAUCAAUUAUCAACCUUCCCGAGUGUGCCAUCCUGUUCGUGGCAGAAGUGUCAAUUACAUAUAUGGACACUCAAUCUGCCGACUCUCUAAUCCAAUGGGGAAGCACUGUUGGUCGAGAAAAUAACUUCUGCCUCCUGGAACAGAUUCUACCUUAUGGAAAAAGGCAUCCUUUUGCCGAGCAGAUGCUUGGUCACUUUGUCAAGCUGGGUACUCCUCUGCGUUCUGUUGAGCAGUACCCAACAGUUGAGAGCCAAGCCAGUCGAUUUCAGGACCGCGGGUGGCCUCGUGUAGAAAUCAAGGAUCUUUGGCAAGCAUGGUCAAGUGAGGAGUUUGUGAGCGACUCAGAACGAAUUGCCCUUGACGAUAUCGAGCCCUUUGACGAGUGGGAAGAGUUUAUUCUAUUUGCUCGCCACUACUCCAUCCUUCAUGCAUCCACCGACUGUAGCCAAGGCUCAUUGCCUCAAACGUCUACAUCAGUCGCCAGUGAGAGUGCAAAGACGUUUGCAGGCUUGCGUGUCGAAAUAAUAGGGGAAUCCACAAAGAAAACUACCAGACGACGUUUUGGAAAUAGCAUGAUUCUAAGUAAUGGACUUGGACAGCGAUACGCUCUUAAUUUGCUAGGGAUGAGUCUCAACAGCAGAGAGUCUACUUAUGAUAUCUUCUCACUUGAUGGGCAGCACGGGACACCGCCGCAGCUACCGCCUUCGGGACCACCUGCUCGCAUGUGCUUUACGCUGACAGAUCUGGGGGAAUAUGGAAUUAUGCUGGUUGGUGGUCGUACGUCGCCCUCCUGUGCCCUAUCGGACUGCUGGCUCUUUGAAAGGGGCACUGAUCCGCGUUGGCGUACGAUGCCGCCAUUGCCCGUUCCCCUAUUUCGGCAUUCCGCUCUUCGACUAGGGAGUUCAUCUCUUCUAUUGAUCUUUGGUGGUAAGAAAAGUUCAUCGCAGCUCUCAGACGAGUUUUUCCUUUUCAACCCACAAAGAGCUUGUUGGCAACGGUGUUCCGUCUUAGGACCUGCUCCCGAUUCCUGUUUUGGCUCAAUCGUUUGCAAUUCCAUCUCCACGUCUAGCACCCCGGGAGUAUUUAGUGGCAUGUUAGCUGGAGGAAUUUCCAAAGAGGGACGUAUUGCUACAAAGCAGUAUAGAUGGGGAUUGAACGUCUACAAUACUGAGCCGACCAUUUCCUUUUCCCCCAUCACAACCAGCAGCUCCAAUAGUCGGCUCGUUUCUUCCUUUGGUGCUCAAGCUGUGCAUUUAGGGUCGUCUGUAAUCAUAUGCGGUGGUAUGGGAGCGGAUCCAUGCCUACAUGGCCAAACUAUUACCGUCGUUACCACUUCUGCAGAAGGGUUUGAAGUUGAAAGUUUUUCCACCCCCCAAAAUGACGAGCCCAUGCCGUUCAUGAUUGGCUCUUCAAUUGUACAAGAUGGCUCUUCUCUUCUGGUGCUUGGUGGGGGAGCGACAUGCUUCUCAAUGGGCACGUUUUGGGAGACGAGUAUAUACAAAAUCUGGUUGCCUGACCAUAUCCUGAAGGCUACAGAUUUUACUUCACGACUACACAGCCUGUCUAAUUCUACUAUCGAUCUUAUUGGAUGCCGAAAGUUUUCGGCCACUUCCACUGUUACAAGUUCAGGCGGUGUUAAUCACUCGGACAAUCAAGAUCAGGGGGCGUCUCUAACGUCAGUGCCCAGAUUACAGCUUGAAUCUGCCGAACACUUCCAAAGAAUUGUUGACCAAGGGAAACCAGUCAUUUUCAAGAGUUGUUCCAUCGGCGAGUGUCAACAGAAAUGGACCCCUGACUUCCUUGUAAGUCAGAUUGGCGCAAAUGAGAAGUUUGUGAUACACGAGUCUCAUGAAGACACGGGAGUGUUGGACUUCAACAGCAAGAAUUUUUCAUAUGUGACUGACUCGUUUGGGGACAUCAUGAGCAAGCUGCAAUCCGGAGCCCGGGUUUAUCUACGAGCUUUGUCUCGGGAUAAGCCGUCUGAACUACCAGCCAAACUAGAAGAGGAUUUCCCAAGUUUAGCAGGAGAUUUCACCCUGCCACGAGAAAUGGCGUAUAUCAAAGAUCACUUGUUCAGCUCUGUCUUGAGAUUAUCCGGCCGGGCGAAUAUGUGGCUACAUUACGAUGUUAUGGCAAAUGUCUAUGCGCAGGUGGCCGGGGUGAGGAGAAUGAUUUUGUUUCCUCCCAGUGACGUGAAGCACCUGUCUUUCGCCCCUGGUGCUUCUAGCUCAAGCGUGAACGUUUUUCAAGCGUUGGAAACUUCUAUAUCUUCGCUCCGGGCGACACACCCCCAAGAAGCUGUAAUCCAUCCGGGUGAUAUUUUACUAUUACCGGCUCUCUGGCUCCACACAGCUGCUCCGAUAACCGACAUGAGCACUGCAGUCAACGUUUUCUUCCGUGACCCGGGACAGAAAGAUCAUUACUCUCCUGGUCGAGAUGUUUAUGGUAACAAGGACCUUGAGGCAUAUGAGAAAGGAAGGCAAGCUAUUGCCCGGAUUGCGAAAAGCUUGCAGUCGCUGCCGCCCGCUGCCAGAGAAUUUUACCUUUGUCGACUUCAGGAUGAGUUACGACUAGCUACCGAGAAUUAG
Trichoderma harzianum CBS 226.95 is the source of this 3066-nucleotide messenger RNA. RefSeq lists its product as hypothetical. Gene Ontology annotation, biological process: wybutosine biosynthetic process; tRNA methylation. Bases 1 to 3066 code for a protein of 1021 amino acids. The transcript is spliced from 7 exons. The record is from RefSeq and is a predicted model, not a curated record. NCBI's taxonomy places the organism in Eukaryota, Fungi, Ascomycota, Sordariomycetes, Hypocreales, Hypocreaceae. Gene Ontology annotation, molecular function: protein binding; tRNA methyltransferase activity.